AUGUCAACUUCUUUUAGCUUCGAUUAUCUGCCGGCAGAUGUAUUAUCUUUGUCCGGUUAUGAUUUUUUUCUACUUAUUAAGACUGUUCUUGGUGAACCAGAAGCUAAUCUACUAAAUAAAAUAUCGAUCAAAUCAACAACAUCCUUAAUUCAAACUGAAGAUCCACUUGAUAUCUUUAAUUAUGAUAUUGAUGAUGAAGAGUUAGAAAAAUUAAGAAAGGAACUUUCAUUUAAAUUAAAAAAUAAAAAAUUUAUGCUCAAACCUGGAAUUGAUUUUGAUGAAAAUAUAGAUGUAAAAGCAAGUAUUAAAUGCAAAUGUAAUAAAUUAAUAUCGUUAGGUAAAAAUGAUAAUAAAAUUCAAGUAUCUAAUUAUUAUAAACACUUGCAAUCAAAUGGUUGUGAUCAUAUGAAAAACGUCAAGAAAGUUGCAAGAGAAUUAAAUUCAAGUCAACAGCAGCAACAACCAUCAACACCUAUUACAUUAACACCUUCAUGUCGGUCACAGACACCAUUAAUAGGAGUUGCUGUUGUUUCACCAACUAACACACAAA
This is a messenger RNA of Rotaria sordida, 550 nucleotides long. The record is from the annotation of a GenBank genome assembly. Lineage: Eukaryota; Metazoa; Rotifera; Eurotatoria; Philodinida; Philodinidae.